GUCCACUGCUACUCUGUAGUCUAUACGUCAACGAUUCGGCCCAAUAAACGUCAUUACAGUCCAGGCCCAAUAAACGUCAUUAAUGUUUUAUAUUCCGAAACCUAAAACCCUAAUCGGUGACGCUCAAUUGCAGCCCUAGCAUCGCCACAACAAUGGGUGCUUAUACGUAUGUUUCGGAGCUAUGGAGGAAGAAGCAGUCCGAUGUCAUGAGGUUCAUGCAGAGAGUCAGAUGCUGGGAGUACCGUCAGCUUCCUUCCAUUGUUCGGGUCACUCACCCGACCCGACCCGAUAAGGCUCGUCGUUUGGGCUACAAGGCCAAACAGGGUUAUGUUGUCUAUCGAGUGCGUGUAAGGCGUGGUGGAAGAAAGAGGCCAGUUCCCAAGGGUAUUGUGUAUGGAAAGCCAACCAACCAGGGUGUCACUCAACUCAAAUUUCAACGUAGCAAGCGGUCUGUUGCUGAAGAGCGAGCUGGCAGGAAGUUAGGUGGGCUUAAGGUUCUCAACUCUUACUGGCUCAAUGAGGACUCGACCUACAAGUACUUUGAGGUGAUCUUGGUUGACCCAGCUCAUGCUGCUAUCCGCAAUGACCCACGGAUCAACUGGAUCUGCAACCCGGUCCACAAACACAGAGAGCUUCGUGGGCUGACAUCUGCUGGCAAGAAGUACAGAGGUCUGCGUGGUAAGGGACACUUGAACCACAAGCAACGCCCCUCAAGAAGGGCAACAUGGAAGAGGAACAACACUUUGUCUCUACGUCGAUACCGUUGAUAACUUUAAGGAUUCUUCUCUGUUGGUAUUGUUGGUCUUGUCCGUUAGUUUUAAGUUUCUGGUUUUCGACUUCAGAAUGUUUUUGGUUAAUUAUUGUCGGAACCAAGCUAUGAUUUUGUCAUUUGAGAUAUUGAUGCAAUGUUAUGUUUUGUUUAUUAGUUUAAUUUAAUUGUGA
Messenger RNA from Helianthus annuus (common sunflower), 942 nucleotides. RefSeq names its product 60S ribosomal protein L15. The record is from RefSeq and is a predicted model, not a curated record. Gene Ontology annotation, molecular function: RNA binding; structural constituent of ribosome. The coding region runs from base 153 to 767 and encodes 204 amino acids. The transcript has 4 exons. Gene Ontology annotation, biological process: cytoplasmic translation. Gene Ontology annotation, cellular component: ribosome; cytosolic large ribosomal subunit. Lineage: Eukaryota; Viridiplantae; Streptophyta; Magnoliopsida; Asterales; Asteraceae.